AAGGUGCCCGAGCAUGUCUGCCUGAACCAGCCAUGGCUGUGAGGGACCUGGUGGUGGUGGUGGUGGCAGUGGUGACUCUGGUUGCUGCCAGCGGGGCAGAGCUGAAUGAAGAGAGUGGCCUGAGAAAGCCGGUGUGUGCAGACACGGUUGACCUGCAGGCCUGCCCCCUCCUGUACUUGCCUAUCUGUGGGACCGACGGGAAUACCUAUGCGAAUGAAUGCCAGCUCUGUGUGGAGCAAAUGAAAACCAGGCAAGACAUCCGGAUUCUGAAAGAUGGGGAGUGUCAAAAUACCUGAGCUUUCUGAUAGCUUUCCUGAACCUAGAAACAGGCAUCUGAGUAAGAAUACGGGGUGCAUCAUAUGGUCAAGUGAGCUCCCUGAAGUCAGUGACCAUUCCGCAAGUCUGGGAGCUGUGCCAGUGUCGUGGCUACUGUGCUUGAUCAGCUGGAAUUCAUCCCCUCACCCAGUUCUGCACUUUGCUGGAGC
Corapipo altera (White-ruffed manakin) is the source of this 485-nucleotide messenger RNA. It is a transcript of the gene SPINK4, whose product is annotated as serine peptidase inhibitor, Kazal type 4. The record is from RefSeq and is a predicted model, not a curated record. Lineage: Eukaryota; Metazoa; Chordata; Aves; Passeriformes; Pipridae. Gene Ontology annotation, molecular function: protein binding; serine-type endopeptidase inhibitor activity. Bases 33 to 296 code for a protein of 87 amino acids. The transcript is spliced from 5 exons.